GACCCACCCUCUCUCUCUCUCUCUCUCUCUUCCCCUUCCGCGCCCUUCUCCUCUCCUCCGCCUCUCUCGUCUUCAGAUCUGGUUUUCCAAUAUGAAUAGAGGAAUUAUUAUUGUUUUUGGAUUUGUCGUGAGUCCAUGCGACCUUUUUUUUUUUUGAUGACAACGUCAUGUUUUCUGUUGCAAGUUGGUGGACAUCAGCAAAUAAGCAUACUAUCAGAAGCACUUCAGCUUGGUAGCAGUGCAACAAUCUCUUGGCUGUUCUCGGAUAAUUUGAAAUGUCUUUAAUAAGGUCUGCUGAUUCAUCUGCUACAUCAUAUGGUGAAUCCAACCUUUGCACACGUAAAAGCAGUGGUGAUGGCUCAGAUUUAUCCAUGCAAACAUUCGCAUCAGAUAAGCGAAUAUACCAUUAUGGCCCUGAUUCUUACUGCUCAGAGAUUUAUGAUCAACAAUAUUUCAGAUCUUCACCAGGUCUAGCACAUGUUAAUCCAUUCUAUGUAUCAAAUUCUGCCAUCCCGGGAUCUGGAUUUCGUCCUCAAGUUUCUUCAGCUUCAUAUAACCUGAUGGCUAAUACCCGGUCUUCUAUCAUCACAGAAAACUCAUACAAUGCUUGCUUUGCUGCAAUCCAGCAUUCUGAAUCAUCACUGAGUUCCAAUAUCUCUAAUCAGACAACCCUAUCUUUAUCAGAUAAUCAAAGUCCAGAGCAUAAAAUGGACUAUGAUGAAGAUGAAGUCAGAUUGAAGUUGCAAGAACUUGAGCAGGCAUUACUGAAUGAUAAUGAUGAAGAAUUGUUAGAUGAGGAGAUGGGCAUCGAAGAUCAGUGGGUUGAGCCUAUUAAGGACCUCUUGCUUCCGAAUUCACCAAAAGAAUCCUCAUCAGACUCAAGUGUCAGUUGUAUUGCCAGCAACAGAGAAACACGAACUCCAAAGCAGUUACUUUUUGGCUGCGCAUCUGCAAUUUCUGAAGGCAGCAUGGAAGAAGCAAAAACCAUUAUAUCGGAGCUCCGGCUGAUGGUCUCAAUCCAAGGGGACCCUCCUCAAAGGCUUGCAGCCUACCUGGUGGAAGGCCUUGCAGCUAGAAUUGCCUCUUCAGGACGAGGUCUUUACAAGGCUUUGAAGUGUAAGGAGCCCCCGACUUCUGAUCGGCUGUCGGCAAUGCAGAUUCUAUUUGAGGUCUGUCCAUGCUUUAAAUUUGGUUUCAUGGCAGCCAAUUAUGCAAUUGCUGAAGCAUUUAAAGAUGAAGAGAGAGUCCACAUCAUAGACUUUGACAUAAACCAAGGAAGCCAGUAUAUAACACUGAUACAAACCCUUGCAAGUCGGCCGAGUAAACCACCCCAAUUGAGGAUAACUGGCGUGGAUGAUCCUGAGUCAGUGCAACGGUCGGUUGGAGGCUUGAGAAUUAUUGGGAUGCGCCUUGAGAAGCUGGCUGAGGAACUCGAGGUUCCAUUUGAGUUCCGAUCAAUAGCUGCUAAGACAACAGAUGUAACACCUUCAAUGCUGGACUGCCAGCCUGGUGAGGCCCUCAUUGUCAAUUUUGCCUUCCAGCUUCAUCAUAUGCCAGAUGAGAGUGUAUCAACGGUGAACCAAAGGGACCAACUCCUUCGGAUGGUCAAGGGUCUGGGACCAAAAUUGGUGACAGUUGUUGAGCAAGAUGUGAACGCUAACACAGCUCCAUUCUUCCCAAGAUUUGUGGAGGUGUAUAAUUACUACUCAGCUGUCUUUGAGUCACUUGAUGCAACUAUGCCAAGGGAGAGCGCGGACAGGAUGAAUGUGGAGAGGCAGUGCCUCGCACGUGACAUCGUCAACAUCGUCGCCUGUGAAGGCACAGAACGCAUAGAGAGGUAUGAAGCUGCUGGGAAGUGGAGGGCGAGGAUGACCAUGGCUGGGUUUCUUUCGUCCCCAUUCAGCGGUCAUGUGAACGAGACAAUAAGAACACUGUUGAAGUCGGCGUACUGUGACAGAUACAUGCUUAAGGUGGAAAACGGGGCCCUCUACUUCGGCUGGGAGGACAAAACUCUAGUCGUGGCUUCCGCAUGGAAAUAGAACUUUAACCUUUAACAGGAGUAAUACUACCGUGCUUUGUAUAUUCCUGGUUGUUUUGAUGUGUAUACGGAUGAAUGGAACUGAAAUACUGCAGGGCUUGAUAUCGGAUCCAAUCUGAACUCUCUCUCCGUUGACUUGACUUCUACAACCUCGCUGCUAUGUGAUACUAAACAAUAGCUUGCCCAAAAAUUCUGAAAACAUCUUUGGCAUA
Molecule: messenger RNA, 2250 nt
Organism: Phoenix dactylifera (date palm)
Lineage: Eukaryota; Viridiplantae; Streptophyta; Magnoliopsida; Arecales; Arecaceae
Gene: SCL1
Product: SCARECROW-like 1
Source: RefSeq, a predicted model, not a curated record